Messenger RNA from Mercenaria mercenaria, 6773 nucleotides. RefSeq lists its product as uncharacterized. The transcript has 5 exons. Bases 1 to 2472 code for a protein of 823 amino acids. The record is from RefSeq and is a predicted model, not a curated record. Gene Ontology annotation, biological process: cell-cell adhesion. Gene Ontology annotation, cellular component: membrane; cell-cell junction. NCBI's taxonomy places the organism in Eukaryota, Metazoa, Mollusca, Bivalvia, Venerida, Veneridae.
AUGUCUACGCAACCACACGGACGCCAAAUUGUGGAAAGUAGAAGUACAUACGAUUAUCAUAGACAACAAAGUAUAGACGGUAAACAGCGUGAAAAGCGUGACAGACAAGAGAGACAUCUCGGGAAAACCAAAUUGAGUGGUGACAAAAACGCUCCGAAUGCCACCACCUUAUCAGACGAUCAACAUAGAAAAACGAAUGCACAGGUAAUUGUUAAGACUGAACAGCAUUUAGAUGAAAACGUGAAACGCAAAUCAAAAGCUGAAAAAUCAUAUUCUGAGGAUUAUAGAAGGGAUCAUGUCCCUCCUAUUAAACGUGACAUCAGUGAUACUGUAGGCACUGACGUUAAGUCAAAGAAAAGACUUCUGGUGAAGCAGCCAACACAUGGCAAAUUUGAAUUGAAAGGGAAUGAAAAUGUCAUUCAGCAAGGUAAAUUCGGACACGCAGUCCGUACAGGAGUCAUUCCUUUACAAAGUCUUAACAGAAAACAAUUCCCAUCACAUGGUACUCUGAAUACUAAGGAAUAUGAGAAAAAAUAUAAAGAAAGGAUUAGACUUAAGGACAAGUCUUUCUCUACGGACGACAGCAGAUAUAGUGGUCACGUAAAAAUAAACACAAGUGCUAUUAAAAGUGAUUUUACCGACGGGAAAAAGUCGGUUGCAUUUUGUUCCAUACAUUCCUCUAACAGCAGCUACGACGGUAACGACAAAGCUAUAAUAUCGAGUACUGACGCCAAAGCAUUAAAGCCGUCAGAAGGCCAGCAUAAACAAUUUCUUUCUCCGGAAAGUGUUCCCAUGCUGGAGAAGUCAAAGAGCCUACAGCGCUUAGCUAACCAAAGUUCCACAGAAACCAGCGGUCUUGGAGAAACCAUUACAUCAGGCUUGAGCUCCCAGGAGAGUAUUCUGAGUUAUUACAGUGGUGCCAGGACUGGUAAUACAGAACAAGCUUCUGCUCAUCAUGAUCAAGGUAUCGAUUUAAGAGAAGAUACCAGAAAUAUACGCCACGAAGGUAAUGGUACAUUUGGGACACGAAUUAUUGAUUCCGAUAAUAUAAUUAAUCAUACAAAUGAGCCUAAGAAAAGCAAUAGAGGUACGUAUAGUGUUGAUCUUACCGACAAGAGUGGUGUAAGUAUAUCAGUACUAGAUACGGACGGAAAACAGUUAGAAAAAAGCCAUGGUGCUAGUGGAAUUGUUAGUUCAGAUGGAAACAAGGGGGUAAAAGGCAAUAUGACUAGCAGGCCAUCGGAUCAUUUGACUGUUCGUGGCUAUAAGCCACCUCUAGAUUUCAGGAGCAAUGAUGUCAAAAAACCGGAUAACCUGCCGAUGUUCAGCGCAAAUGUCGGUCCGGACUUUGAUUCUUUGUUCACACAGAGUAAGAAUCUUAAAGUUCCACCGGCAGCCGUUGGAAUUCAAAUUGAUCAAAUCAACAACGAAUGGAAUAAACAUAAACGCAGCUCUUCCAUAAAAAGUAGGUCGUCACAGGGAUCGUUUAGAUCACGAUCCGGCUCAACCAGAAGAUCAAAACGAUUUUUAGCUCAAUCGGAGUCGCAAUGGAUGAAAUGGGGACGGGAGAGACGUCAGUCUUUUAGACGGCGCAUGGAACAAUUAGAAAAGCCACCGGAACCGGAAAUUCCUCGUGCUUCAACGCCUGUCAAAAAAGCGCGGCAAGAAGGACUAAUGUUUAUUCAUCCGGAUUUAGGGAAUAAAUACAUUUCGGAGGAUGAUAUUAAUUACAUAAAAAGACAUAAACAGGAACGAUUGAAAACAUGCAAACUCAUCGAAAAAUCGAAAACAAAGCUGCAUCACGAGGCUCAUGACAUUAAUCGUCUGACUCCAGACGAACUUAUGACUUUGUCCCGAUUCUGGGAACAUCGCGUGUUCGUGCGCACGAGAUACGUGUCAAUCUUGCUCAGUCUGGUGACAACAGUGAUCUAUGUGCUCAGUAUCUGCUCAACACAGUGGGUAACAUACCCAUCGCCAGGGGUUAUGGACCACUACGCUCAUGAAGGUCUAUGGUUCAAGUGCCAUCCUAUUCAGAGAAACAAUCGUUACACAGAGUCAUGUGAGGAUCCGACCGGGAGGAAUUGGCAAAAUGCAGUUAUAGGGCUUAUGAUAUUUUCUGCAGCCUUCGGAUUUGUGGCAGCCAUUCUAGCUAUCUGUGGUGUAUGCACGUCACCAUUACCAAAGAAGAUAUACUAUUUUCACUCUGCUGGGGAGAUAUUUUUCGUUUGUGCAUUGUCUACAACUGUUGCCUUAAUCAUAUACGCAGUAGCAAUAUCUACGGACGAAAGUAUUCAUUCUCACACCUACGGCAGUGGUUAUGGUUUAGGAUGGGGUGGCACCGCCUUUUUCUUCGCCGCAUCCUUUUGUAUGAGCCUUGAUGAACUCGUGCGUGAGUCCGCACAAAAUAAGUGCUGUAGAUAUUUAUGUUGGAGGUCAAGGUCAAACGAUAGAGACAAUUCGCAAAAUGUAUGACGGCGAUUGGAUAAUGUAGAUUUGUUAAUAAAUUGAAAACAUCAAAAUAGUAUGUACAAAAACAAAAAGAUAGAAUUGUGUUCUUUGAUGGAUUUGAGUUAAAAGAAGAGAUUUGCUUUUACUCGUUACUCAAUAUACAUGAUAUUUGACUUGUCUGUACAACGUACAGAAAUCCAAGCAACAUUUGCAACUUGCAUUCCAACACAAAAUACAUGAUGUGCAGGAUUUCAAAUUGUUUUUUAACACGUUCAGGACUCCAGCUUGACAUUAUGAGAUAUAAGAUUUCAUGAGUUCAACAUCCAGGGAGUGCUUGCCUCGGUUUUGUCAGUAUGAGCUUAGAAACUUAGUCUUAAAUUGUAAGCGUUUGAUUGGUUGUAUCAGGUAGCACAGUCUUCAAAUUGGUGCAUAGAAAAGUUUUAACACAAUAUUUCAACCAUGACAUACGGCGUUACAGUAUGUAGCGUUAUGUUGUAGUACGUCCACAAAAUCUAGGGGAGAAAUAGUAGAGGUUUCGUAUAACAUGUGGUAUUCCUGUCGUCAUGAUUAUAAGAUACCUUUAAAAUACGCUGAUUUUCUUAUUCUCAUUACAACGUAUGUAGCAAAUGAGAUGUUGAGAACAGUACUAUUUAGCCACAAUGAUAAUGUUCCUAGUUACAAAUGUUUGUUUUUAUUAAGGUAAUGAUCCAACGCAUCGUUGCUUUCCCAAUUAGAUAUUCAUCCUUGUUUUUUUUUUCAAACAACAGCAUGUGUUUAAUAAAUCAUAUAUUUAAUGACUUGUUACAUUUUUAUCAAGAUUUUUACAAUACUUUUGCUGCAAAUUUGUACUGUUCAAUUAGUAUCUUUUGUUGACCAGUAUAAAUAUUUUAUAUGAUAAAGUAAUAAUGUUAAAUCAAAAACAGCAAAUAUUAUAUACAUCUGUGGGCAGUGGAUUUUAUAUUUUUUGUUGAGACCUUGUUUGUAUAUACGUCAUAUUCUAUUUUUUAUUUUGUGCAAAGUAAAUACAACUACAUGUACGUGUGCACAAUAUCCAGUAAUGGUAAUUCUUGCUUAUAAACAUUUUGUUUUCACCCAGCAUAAAGUUUUCUUUGGCCUGAAUCCUUUUUCAAGCCACAUGCUUUUUCUACAUAUUACAGUAGUACUUAUUGUUAUACAUGUAAUAGUAUACAUACUGAAUAUUUCGCUGUUUCUUUUAGUUUAAGCAUUGUAUGCGAAAUACUUUGAUUUUUUUUUGUGAACAGCAAAAUACUCUGUCACUCACAAUUUCAAACGAGCUAAAGCCUUAAGUUUUUUUGUAAUGGUUGUAUGCUAAGCAGUGGCAUUUGAGGGGUAUUUCUCACUGUAUGUGUGUUUCUAAGUAAAACCUAUGUGACAAGAGUUAUCUUCUAGUAUCUCGAAUCUAUUAUAAACACCUUAUAAGGUUAGCAACCUGUGAUUUGAUAUGUUUAUAUUUGUAUUUGUGUGUUUUUCCUUUUAAUACUUCUACUAUUGACACAUCUAAUUGACGCACUUUUUAGCGUGCCGGAACUUUGUUCAGGGUUUUGCUAUUGGUGUAGGUGCUUAGUCCGGCGUCCUUCGUCCAUCUUUCUGCAUCAACAUUUUACUAAAAUAAUUUCAUUUCAGAAACUACUGGUCAGAAUGAAACAAAGCAUUUCUGAAGCAUCCUGAUAUAGACCUCAUUCAAAUUUGUUUAAAUUGUCCCUCUUGGCCCCCUUAAAUAGCCACCAGAGCUAAAAACAGAAGAAAAAACAUUUGAACGACAUAUACUCAAUUAUCCACAUAUUGGACGAUCAUUUAUUUAACUUGGACGAUGUUUAAUAUUCUUGUAAGAUCCUCUCCACUUUGUUCAAAUUUUUCCGCUUGACCCAUUGUAAGACUCGCAUGAGCUAAAAACAUUAUAAACAGACAACUUCUACUCAUUUGUGGAUCUUCUACUCGUUUGUGGAUCUUCAUUAAACUUGGUCUGUCAUAUCCUAUAAUGGUCUUCUCUGAAGUUUCAAAUGGUUUAGCUUGUAGUCAACUUCCUCUCAUGAACCACUUUACCAGAUAUAGUCACAUUCGUUCAAAUGCUUCCGCAUGGUCCCUUUAAGGGUCCCAAAUCUAAAAGAAGAAAACAAUUUAAAUUAUUUCUUCACAAGAACCAGUUGAUGGCUCUUCACCAGACUUGGUCUGUAGCAUCAUUGUAUAGUCAUAGUCCUCACUUAGAUUUAUUCAAAUGGUUUGUCUAGCCCUCUUUCAAGGUCGGCAAUAGCUAAAAAAAGCUUUGAAACAAAUUCUUCUCAACUUGAUAGAUCUUUACCAAACUUGGUCUGUAGCAGCCUUGUAUAAGCUUUUAACACAUUUGUUUAAACGGUUGUGUUUGACCCAUUCUCGGGGCCACCAGAUUGGAAAGUAGAAAAAUAUUUAAAUGAUUUUUUUAUGGAUCUUCACCAAACUCGGUCUGUAGCAUUCGUCUAUGAACCGACCUGUCUUACUUUUUCUUCAAAUGGUUCCUCUUGGCAUCUUUAAGAGACUGUCGCAGACCAAAAUAGACCAAAAUAUUUAGAUAACUUUUAGUGAACUGCUUCAUGAAUGUUCACCAAACUUAGUCAAGAGGAAGGUCUAUAUGUCUCAUUCAUCCUCAGAUAAGCGACGUUGGACCAUUGGGGCCUCUUGUUAUAAUUUUAUUGAUUUCAAAUCAAUUUCUAGUGUUCUGAAAGUAUGCUCAGUUGUAUUUACAAAUACAAAAACAGUGAAAUAUCAUUUUACCAGAUAUAUGACAUCUAUUCUAUUCGAUAAUUACGUUUCCUGUAACAGAUGUUAAUAUUUUAUCAAGGCAUUUAUAAUACGUAGGAAUUCUGUAAUUUUGUAAGCUGUCAAAAUGAUUAACAUGUUUCUUUUUGUUUUCAAAUCAAGUAAAAACUAAAGUUAAACUCUAGAAAUUGAUUUGUUCAUUUUGGACAAUUUGUAUGGAAGUGUUAGAAGGGCAUAUAAGUUGAGAAAAUACUUAUUUUGUAAAUUUUUGAUAAUGCGAAUCAUGUCUGUAUGUUUAAAGAAUUAACUUUAUCCUACUAUGUAGCACAACUAAUACCUUAAAAUUCACAAGCAAAUAUUGUUUUGUUUUAUGUCAUGAGUGAGACUGUAUUUGUGUUCAAAUGUAUUAAUCACUAUUAAUUUCCAUUUGCUGUAGUCCUUCCGGCUACUUAUAAUAUAUAUAACUGGUUUAUCCGUUUUAUAGAAUCAAAAUGUGAUAAUAUGUAGAAUAAGAGCCAUUUGGUGUCAUUUGAACAGAUAAACUAAACUCAGAACACGAGGUUUCUUUUUUCACAUGAUAGUUUUUUACCUGUGUUUUACACUACACUUUUUGAUAAUAAUUAUAGCAGUUGUUCAGUUUUCUUUCUUCAUUGGCCGUAUUUCCUGCGAUUUCAUAUCAUAAGAAGUGUAAUUUGACGUAAUGGUAGAUAGUUGUCAUGGCUUGAAAUGGUUUCAAAGGAAACGUAUAACUGGUCGCUAUUUGACCAAACACUUCUUGAGGUUUCAAUAAAAUAAUGUAUAAAAUCUAGACACCCGGACGUAAACUUCCAUAAAAAGAAAACAUGUCUAUAAAGUGUCUAUUCAAAUAUGACAUAAUAUACUUGGAUAUGCUUUGAAUAUAUAAAAUAGACUACGUUUUGAAUAUAUGUUUGUCAAACGAACAACAAUUAACUUACAUUAAUAUUUCAUUAGUUUUCAUUAAGUUUUUACGGUAACACUCCGAGCAACAGAUUAGUGUAAGUCGUUUGAUGUAUACUUUGCCUUAUUACACAAUAAAUGAGCCAUGCCAUGAGAAAACCAACAUAGUGGGUAUGCGACCAGCAUGGAUCCAGACCAGCCUGCGCAUCCGCGCAGUCUGGUCAGGCUCCAUGCUGUUCGCUUUUAAAGCCUAUUGGAAUUGGAGAAACUAUUAGCGAACAGCAUGGAUCCUGACCAGACUGCGCGGAUCCAUGCUGGUCGCAUACCCACUAUGUUGGUUUUCCCAUGGCAUGGCUCAAAUUGUUUCGCAAAUCAUUAUUCCUUGACAUUCAAUUUCAUUUCGCCUUGAGAGGCAUCAUAAUCACAUAUUAACAUUUUGCAUUAUCAUGUCCGCUUAAUAUGAAAAGUAAUUUAUUCGCACGAUGUAAAAAGAGCAUAAUUAUCAUAUAAUUGUAUAAAUCAAAUAAAAACACUGUCUUUCCUUUGAAUCCCCGUUACUAUGUCCUACACUCUAAAACAUUGCACUGUUAUUUUUAUUACACUGUUUUUCAAAUACAAAUUGAAAAUUUAUUUGAAAUAAAUCUUUACUUUAU